This is a messenger RNA of Cyphellophora europaea CBS 101466, 1344 nucleotides long. RefSeq lists its product as uncharacterized. Lineage: Eukaryota; Fungi; Ascomycota; Eurotiomycetes; Chaetothyriales; Cyphellophoraceae. The record is from RefSeq and is a predicted model, not a curated record. The coding region runs from base 1 to 1344 and encodes 447 amino acids. The transcript has a single exon. Gene Ontology annotation, molecular function: oxidoreductase activity.
AUGCUCACCGAGGCGCGUCAAACGCACGAUCAUGCCUGGAUGAAGAGCAUUGAGCACGAUUAUGCGGGCGAGUUUGAAAACGCAAGGGCUCAGUUGGAUUUCGACCUAGGAAAGACGAAAAUACCACCGGGCCUGCGUGAGGACUUUAUGCAGCGUAAGCGUGCGUCUCGGCAGCAACGGCAACACCACGAAUACUUUGGGGACGCUGCUGCGACAGUCUCGAAACCACGUAGGUCAAGGUGGCGUGUCAUCGGACUUUGGUUCCUCUUUGGAGGCGGAGCCCUGAUGGGCCUUUACGGCAUGAUUGUUGUUGGACGUAGAAAGGUGUUGAAUUCGGAGAUUGACAGCCCGACGACGUUCCGUGGCUAUAAGCUGAUGAAGAAGGAAAGGGUAUCCUCGACAGCAUCCAUCUUUCACCUCAACCCUAUGUUUGGAAAAGACACCCAAAGCGCCAUCAAUAAUCUGGCAGCUCGGGGGUUAUCUAGCUUCGAGCUAAAGCAGCCACAAAUUCAAGUGGUCAGAGCAUAUACGCCUUUACCAGAGAACCAGCCCUCAGAUGAGACGGGUCUACGCUUCUUAGUACGGCACGAGCCCAAUGGUGAAGUCUCUAGCUGGUUGCACCGUUUGCCACUGAAUUCUCAGAUCGAAAUGAGAGGCCCGCAAGUCGAAGUCUCCAUAUCCGAAGGAACCCAGAGGAUGAUCUUCUUGGCUGGCGGCACUGGCAUCGCGCCAGCGUUGCAGGCCGCUUCCCUGCUUUUGCGCCCGCCAGGAUCUCCUGCCGCCCCGGAGGAGGGUCUCGCCAACGCCAAGACCAUUCACAUUCUGUGGGCGUGUCGCCGACGCGAGGACUGCGAGGGCGGCGUCAGCGACUUGAAGCCAGCAUCAUUGGCCGGCAGGCUGGGCUGGUUUGGCCCCAGCCGCACGCCCGGCAAGGUCAAUCAAGGCCUGAUAGUGCAGGAACUCGAGGCGUUCAAAACUCGCUUCCCGGGACAAGUCUCGGUCUCAUACUUUGUGGACGAAGAGUCCACCUUCAUCACUGAGGACAGCAUCCGAGAGACAUUUAAGCGCAUCACUCCUGCGCCCCUCUCAACUUCGGCCGCGUCAACGCCACAAACACCAUCCUCAACACCAGUAUCGUGGCCUCAAGAUCGCAACUCCUCAGCUCCACCGACCCAGGUCUUCGUUUCCGGUCCCGACGGCUUCGUCGGCGCGCUCGCCGGUCCCAAAGUAUGGGCAGGUGGAAGAGAAGAGCAGGGCCCGCUGCGAGGUAUUCUGGGCAAGCUUCUACUCCAUGACAAGAGCUUCAAAGAGCAAGUCGGUCAAGUGGGCGUGUACAAAAUAUGA